CAUUCUUCAAUUGGCCACGUUCACGAGAGCUCUAGGCACCUCGGCACCUCCGUCAUCGGCUUGCUCCCAGAACUCUGCAGAGAUUGUUGGACUCCGCUCCUCAGCACCUCGAUCGACUCUUUCUCUCCCCAGCUGAUUUCAACUUUGCAAGAUGUUGGGAAAGAACUCAAUUCAUAAGAUGAGCUCCUCCUCCUUUAAGAAGAGGUCUGAUAAGAAGAAGAUGGCAAUGAGGCUGUUGAUCACAGUUAACGUCCAUGGAAGUGCAUUGCCUUUGAGGUUUUUGGUCAAUGAUGAUGAUCUGGUUUCUGAGGUCAUUCAAACCACGCUCGAAUCUUGUGCUGGUCGAGAGAGGCAUCCUCUUCUAAAAUUUGAUGCUAAGGAUUUUUAUCUCUACUGUCCAGCCACGCUGGAAGAUUUAAGUCCAACGGAAACCAUAGGAUCUUGUGGAGAAAGAGAAUUCGUGCUGAUAAACAAGAACCUAAAUGUUGCUGAGAAAGAUGAUGACACUCAAAAGCAUAAGUUCUUUAAGGGGAAGAAGAAGGUGACAAAGAAUUUAAUCUUGGUUACAGUGAAUGUCCAUGGAAGUGCAGGGCCUUUAAGAUUCUUGGUGAAGGACGAUGAUCUGGUUUCUAAUGUCAUCCAAACCACUCUCAAAUUUUAUGCUCGUCAAAAAAGACGUCCUGUUCUAGGGUUUGAUGAUCGGGAUUUUUACCUUUACUGUCCUACUAAGUUGAAAGGUUUGAAUCCAACGGAAACCAUCGGAUCUUGUGGAGCAAGAGAUUUCAUAAUGAUAAAGAAGAACCUGGACGUUGCUGAUAAAGAUGAUGAUAACCAUAAGCAUAAGUUGUCCAUGUGGAAAUCAUGCUUUGUCACUGAACCAAAAUCUGUCCUCACGUAACUGGAUUGUGCUCGCCA
Prosopis cineraria is the source of this 915-nucleotide messenger RNA. RefSeq lists its product as uncharacterized. Bases 152 to 898 code for a protein of 248 amino acids. NCBI's taxonomy places the organism in Eukaryota, Viridiplantae, Streptophyta, Magnoliopsida, Fabales, Fabaceae. The transcript is spliced from 4 exons. The record is from RefSeq and is a predicted model, not a curated record.